AUUUUCUUUCCACCGUCAAUACCAUUGCGUCCUCAUAUGGAGUCGCCUCCGAAAUGUUGGAACCAACGAGGUUCUGCCGCCUCGUAUCUGGUCUGAUUAAAGACGAAGAGGGUUACGUCGUGAGACUGGCAGCCGCGCUUCUACCAACAUCUCGAGUUCUAAAUGGCAAGAACAACAAGGCUUCAGAAAAUUCCUUCCAAUCAUAUUUGCUGUUGAUAUACCGCACUAGAGCACUUCCAAAGAUGUCCAGAAGAAGCCAAACAUCCUCCAGAACGACGGACUCAGACCUUUCUUCACUGCCCAAACUACAAGAACCGGUAGAAACCUCAACAAGUCCGGACGAGUUGGUCAAUAACUGGGAAAAUCUCCUCAACCAUGCUCGUAUGCGAAAAGACUUUGUGAAGCUUGGAUUCGACCUUAGCUUCCCAUUCGAAUAUGCCUUUCCGGAAUGGGCGACGCACUUCAAUUUCGAAGUCUAUUAUCUCGACCCCGAAACCGCCCAGCGGAAUGCGACCAGGUAUUUCAACGAGCUGAGACCGCACAUUGAUGCCGCUCUCUCCAUCAUCGAAGAGGCCGAUGGUGACCUUCUUAGGAUUGAGAGAAGAUGGGAACUGACCACCAAGUCCUGGUCUGGUGAGCUCAGCAAGGAAGAGGAGGAGAAGUGCCAGCCGGCCAUUAGUGCUAUCAAGAAAGCCGAUGGUCGCACGAAGAUGAAGAAGGAUGGUCCUUACAAAACAAUGAAGGACAUUGUGGAGGAUGUUAGCGACGUCUACAUCGAAGUCAGCAGGUUUCGUAAUCACAUGAAGGAAGUCGGGAAGAUUUUGAGGAGCAGUGGGAACUUGGAUAUCAUAAAUGCCUUGGGAAACUUGACAGUCUAAGUCAAGUAACUGACGAAGACUUAACAUAACUCUCGACGAAGCUGCGACGGAAAACGUCAUGCACUUCACCAAGUCUGGAAUGACACAAUCGAGAAUUACAGGGUGC
Molecule: messenger RNA, 984 nt
Organism: Neurospora hispaniola
Lineage: Eukaryota; Fungi; Ascomycota; Sordariomycetes; Sordariales; Sordariaceae
Exons: 4
Coding region: 54-878 (274 amino acids)
Source: RefSeq, a predicted model, not a curated record